UGGUUAACAAAUGUCAAAGUUUGACAAUUUUGAUAAGCGUUUUUCCUUGGCCGUGUUCUUUGGGUGAAUCAUUUUUUGCACUUUUUUGGAUUGUGCCUAGGAAUUCCUGAAUUUUACAAUACCUAUUUAAGAUUAUUCUUUUUCGACUAACAAAGGAAGAUAUGGCGAAAAAUACCUCUAGUUCAGCUUUCCGCAAAAUCGAUGUGGAUCAAUACAAUGAGGACAACUUUAAGGAGGAUGAAGCGGAUGCCAUAUCAGCGGUAGUAGGCCCAGAUGAGAACGAAAUAACAACACUUCUCACACAGGGCAAGUCAGUUGAAGCUUUGGUCAAUGUUUUACAGAAUGCACCCUUACGCUGCAAACAUCAGGUAGUAAAGGACAAUGCAUUGAAUAUAACGCUACGCGUCUUGCUCUCUAUCAAAUCGUCACAAAUGGAUCAGGCUGUGAAAGCACUCGAGCAAAACGAUUUAUUAGAUGUGUUAAUGAAGUACAUUUAUCGCGGCUUCGAGAUACCAUCUGAAGGUUCCAGCGGGCAUUUGUUGCAGUGGCAUGAAAAAGCAUUUGCUAAAGGUGGCGUAGGCUGUAUUGUGCGGGUGCUUUCCGAAACAAAUCGAGCAUAAGUUUCAAUACCGUUAAACAACAUACACUAGUACAUACAUAUAUCUGGGCAAACGAGAAGAGCAAACAACAAAUAUUUGAGCUAUUAAACCCAAUACUUCCAUAGCAGUACUAAGAUGAAUAAUCCCAGCAAACAUUUGGAGUCAUAAAUGAGUCUUUAAGGAGUCCCAUUUCGGAGCCUUUGUGCUCAUUAUGAGCUCAUUUAAGAGUCCGAAAUGAGGGUGUUUCCCUUACUGCGAAGGUCGUCCUAUAUGAGCUUAAAUUCAUACAUCAAAUGAGCCUCAAUAUGAGUCAUAUUGGACUCUUAUUGGCCUCAUAUACGGCUCAUUUUGGACUCUUUUUGAAGCUCUUAAAUGACUCUUAUUGGCCUCAUAAAUGCCUACUUUCGGAGCUCCUUGUAUGCUGUUCUGUGACUCUUAUUGGCUUUAUUCUUCAACUCUCUUAAUGAACUUACUUUAGAGCCAUGUUAGCAGGAAUUCAUUUCAAAUACUGUUGCAUAUUUAUAUAUAAACCUUUGCGCAUACAUAUAUACAUAUGUUCAUAUAUUGCAGCAUUCAUGUAAUAGCAGUUGCACAAUUGCAACUAAAUACGUCAGGAAUUGCGACAGUUUUAUCGAUUACCAACGUACUAGUAGGUAGUACAUAUAUAUGUAUUGAAGUUUUAACUAAUCCCCGCAAACAUAUUCUGAGCGCUCAGAAUAUAUGAGUCGGCAAGGAGUCCUAG
Molecule: messenger RNA, 1341 nt
Organism: Rhagoletis pomonella (apple maggot)
Lineage: Eukaryota; Metazoa; Arthropoda; Insecta; Diptera; Tephritidae
Product: actin-related protein 2/3 complex subunit 5-like
Exons: 2
Coding region: 162-620 (152 amino acids)
Biological process (GO): cell migration; regulation of actin filament polymerization; Arp2/3 complex-mediated actin nucleation
Cellular component (GO): cytoplasm; actin cytoskeleton; Arp2/3 protein complex
Molecular function (GO): actin filament binding
Source: RefSeq, a predicted model, not a curated record